AUGGCUGCUACAAGCAAGACGACAGCGGAACGAUUCUCCGCCGCGGCUCACGCAAGGGAUGGCAAACAUCACAUUCUUCUCGCCGCCAGCGGCUCAGUUGCGACCAUUAAAAUCCCUCAGCUAGCUGAAUCUCUCGCCCGUCAUUCCAACGUAUCUAUCCGCAUCGUCCUGACCCGUUCCGCCGAGCAAUUCCUCCAGGGCCAGUCCGCCGAACAGCCCGCCCUUCAAUCUCUCCUUGACAUCCCCAACGUCGAUGGCAUAUAUCACGACGAGGAUGAGUGGUCGAAGCCCUGGGUCCGCAGUGAUAAGAUCCUCCACAUCGAGCUGAGACGGUGGGCGCAUGUCCUCCUGGUGGCUCCGUUGUCGGCAAACUCCCUGGCCAAGAUGACCAAUGGCAUGAGUGACAAUCUCCUGCUCAGCGUGAUACGAGCGUGGGACACCACCGGCCUAAUAGAUAUGCGGAAGAGGAGGAUCUUUGUCGCACCGGCGAUGAAUACGGCUAUGUGGAGACACCCGAUCACGAAAAAGCAGAUCAAAGUCCUGGAGGAGGACUGGGGCAAUGGCGAAGACGGCUGGGUCACGGUGUUGAGACCGAUGGAAAAGGAACUGGCGUGUGGAGAUGUCGGGGAUGGAGCGAUGAUGAAUUGGGCACAGAUUGUUGAAUACAUUGAGGCACACUUGGAGAUUGGUGGGGGCUCCAAGAGUAAAGUGAAUGGAGAUUGA
Rhinocladiella mackenziei CBS 650.93 is the source of this 723-nucleotide messenger RNA. RefSeq lists its product as uncharacterized. Gene Ontology annotation, cellular component: phosphopantothenoylcysteine decarboxylase complex. NCBI's taxonomy places the organism in Eukaryota, Fungi, Ascomycota, Eurotiomycetes, Chaetothyriales, Herpotrichiellaceae. Gene Ontology annotation, biological process: coenzyme A biosynthetic process. Bases 1 to 723 code for a protein of 240 amino acids. The record is from RefSeq and is a predicted model, not a curated record. Gene Ontology annotation, molecular function: FMN binding; phosphopantothenoylcysteine decarboxylase activity. The transcript has a single exon.